Cordyceps fumosorosea ARSEF 2679 is the source of this 2217-nucleotide messenger RNA. RefSeq names its product glucan endo-1,3-beta-glucosidase BGN13.1 precursor. The record is from RefSeq and is a predicted model, not a curated record. The transcript is spliced from 5 exons. Bases 1 to 2217 code for a protein of 738 amino acids. NCBI's taxonomy places the organism in Eukaryota, Fungi, Ascomycota, Sordariomycetes, Hypocreales, Cordycipitaceae. Gene Ontology annotation, molecular function: polygalacturonase activity.
AUGUUCAAAACGGUCGCGCUGGCCAUGCUGGCCAUUGCUGGGCCGCAGGGUGGCUCUAUUUCCGGCUUCUGGUACUCCAUGAUGGAUCACGUCGGAGCACCGCGAGGCUAUGCCCCGAAUAUCGAGGAUGCCGGCAAGUACAAUGUCUACGUCGCUGUCAAGCCUGGUGACGGCGCCGGUAUCCAGGACGCCAUUACCUCUGCGCCCGGCGGUCAGCGCAACAAGCAAUGGCUGGCCUCUCAACCUCGGGUUGUAUACAUUCCUCCUGGAACCUACGAGAUUAGCAAGACUCUUUUCAUGGAAACCGACACUGUUCUCAUGGGAGACGCGAUAGCCCCUCCAAUUAUCAAGGCUGCAAAAGGAUUCAGCGACGGAGUUUUGGUCAAUGCACAGGACCCUUCCACCAAAGAAAAAGGCGAAAAUUCCUUCGCCAUCAGCUUGAAGAACCUCAUCUUGGAUACCACAGCUGUCGAUGGAGGUCAAAACUUUACAGCUCUGUACUGGGGAGUGGCGCAAGUCUCUCAGCUUCAAAACGUCAAGAUCCAGAUGCCCAGUCCAAACAAUGGCCAGGGUCACAGCGGUAUCAGGCUCGGCCGAGGCUCUACCCUGGCACUUGCCGAUAAUGGCAUCUGGCACGAUAGCCAUCAGCAGGCGCUGUACAAGAAUAUUCACUUCUACCAAAAUGAGGUCGGCAUGCUUAUCUCCGGCGGCAACACCAUCAGCCUAUUGGCGCCAAUCUUCGACAAUGUCAAGACUGGUAUUGAAAAUACCGGCGGAAGCCCAUUCGUCGGCAUCAUCGACGGCAAAUCGAUCAACUCCGGCGUGACAUUUUCCUCGACCGUCCACCCGUCCAUCCUCAUACAAAACCUCGAGACCGACAACAAGGCCGAUAUCGUGAAGCUUCCUGAGGGCACUGAGCUCACGGCUGCCAGCCACAUCGAUAACUUUUCCUACGGAAACACGGUCGACCGCGAUCCCAUCUACGGUGCGACGGCUGGCGCCAACAAGCUUUCCAGUGUCGCAGCUCCUGGCGGUCGUAUCCCCUCUAUCACAGUGCCCAAUUUCGCCAACAAUACGGUCUCAGACUUUAUCAAUGUCAAGGACCCCAAGCAGAAUGGAGGUUACACUGUCAAGGGUGACGGGACGCUCGACGAGGCUGAUACUCUCAACAAAGUCCUCGCAUACGCAGCCUCCAAGAAGAAGAUUGCCUACUUUCCGUAUGGCGACUACCGUGUAGAGUCUACUCUCGUUAUUCCUGUUGGCUCACAGAUCGUCGGCGAGGCAUGGUCUACCAUCUCUGGUGGUGGAAAGUUUUUCAAGGAUGCUUCCAACCCAAAGCCCAUUGUCCAGGUGGGCAAAGAGGGUGACGUUGGCGUUGCGCAAAUCCAAGAUAUGCGCUUCACCGUCUCAGAGGUGCUCCCUGGUGCCAUCAUUGUCCAGUUCCAGGCUGCCGGAUCCGCCCCGGGCGAUGUCGCGCUCUUCAACUCUCUCAUUACCGUCGGCGGCACCAGAGGCGCUCCCGGACUUACCGACUCUUGCAAAGAUCCCAGCAACCCCUGCCAAGGCGCAUACCUAGGCUUGCAUUUCACGAAAUCUUCGUCGGCCUAUGUCGAGAAUGUUUGGAACUGGGUGGCUGACCACAUCACGGAGGACUUUGACGGAGGCUCCAGCAUCUCGGGCAAGGGUGGCGCGCUCGUUGAAUCGACCAAGGGCACGUGGCUCCACGCACUCGGAAGCGAGCACUGGUGGCUCUACCAGCUUAACCUGCGAUCCGCCGAGAACGUUGUCGUGACGCUCCUGCAAAGCGAGACCAACUACGAACAGGGAGACAAUGCGAAGAAGCUCGUGCCGGCCCCGUGGAAGCCCGACGUGGACGGCUGGGGAGAUCCCGACUUUUCAUGGUGCAAGCAUGACGAUGCGCGGUGCCGCAUGGGCUUUGCAAACUUCAUCCACGGUGGCUCUGAUAUCUCAUACUACGGCUCCGCGUCGUGGGCGUUCUUCAGCGGCCCGGGAUACCAGGACUGCGCCGGCCGCUUUCAGUGCCAAAAAGUGCAGCACUGGAUCGAAAAGACGCCAAAGAACCUGCAGCUGUAUGGCCUGUGCUCCAAGGAUACCACGACGGCGUUGCGCCUCGGCGAUGGCACCAAGAUUGGCGCCGAGGGCAAGUUUGAGGGGGGCUGGAAUCCCGGGGCAAACAUCGGUCGUUAUACGGGCUGA